AAUCCUCGCAUCUCCAACUAACAUGAAUAUCCUCCAGACAAUGCAAAAUCUGAUAAGAACUAGUUUCACUACUCCCAAAUCUAUCUACACUGGAAUCCAUUCCACCUUUGCUGAAGGACAUUUUUUUUCUAUAGAUGGUAUCCCUCUUGCUCACAUGCCCGUGAACUGGGCCCCAGACGAACCGAACAACGUAGAUGGUAACGAAAACUGCACCAUCCUCCAUCCCAACGGUACCCUGGCUGAUGUGAAUUGUGGUUACGUCCAUCCUUUUAUUUGCUUUAAAAAACGGACCGAUGAUAUGGCUGAGAUGAACGAGUGCGGUACCAUUGAUAGAGAAUACCAAUACAACAACGUCACAGGCAGUUGCUAUAAAUUCCACAUCAUUGCAAGAAAUUGGCAACGGGCAUUCAAGACAUGUUCAGCAGAAGGAGGGUAUCUGGCUAUCGUCAACAGUCCUGAAGAGGCUGAACUUUUCAAGACGAUGCAUCUGGAGAAUCUGCGGCGGACCACGACACAGAACGUCAAUAAUCGAAUUUCCUUCUUAGGUUUCAGAUUUUGGCAAGAACUUGGAGCUUGGGUGACCAUACAUGGGCAAACUCUAAAAGAAGCAGGUUACGACCACUGGGCAGGUGGUGAACCAAACAACGUAAAGAACGCAGAUAACCUAUACGAAGGAGAAUACUGUGGCUCCAUAGAUGCUGGUUGUAAGAAAGUCGGUCUGAACGACUUUUGGUGUAAAUAUGAAAAUCCUUUCAUAUGUGAAAAGCAGCCAGUUGUGGUAGAAUCUUCAUCUCAGUCAUCAUCUUCGACUUCAGGACCUACGACUGUGUCAUAUAUAGAUUUUAGUGUCGCAAAUACCAUAGUACCUCGUAAUUAUGACGAAUAUUAACUUGAAUAAUUUGUUUUUAUAAAAAAACCGAACUCAAAAAUUUGUGGACUUACAUCUAUUUUUAGACUAGUUUUAUUGAAAUCGGUUAACGGAAAGUGGGUGAAAUCGAAUAAGCCGUAUUCAUCCCUUAAUUAACCACCCUUUAAAGUGAAUGAGAUCACUAUUGGGGCACCCUUUUUACAACAAAAAAGAAACAUCAAAAUCAGUCCACAAUAAUACAAAAAAAAUACCGUCGUAUGGAGAACCUCCUUCUGUUUUUGAAAUCGGUUAACGCUUACGAACAAUUUUCAAGUUUUUAGGCUUUCGUUGAAAACGAAGCGUACGUUUGUUUACGCAAAAUUGUGUUUUAUUUCCUAUGUUAAUGAUUUUGUUAAAUAUGUUUUUUAUGAUUAUCACCGUCAAAUAAAGGAACCUUCUAUAUAAUUCUAAUCUUCUUUAUAAUUCUA
Molecule: messenger RNA, 1335 nt
Organism: Hyposmocoma kahamanoa
Lineage: Eukaryota; Metazoa; Arthropoda; Insecta; Lepidoptera; Cosmopterigidae
Product: macrophage mannose receptor 1-like
Exons: 5
Coding region: 23-889 (288 amino acids)
Source: RefSeq, a predicted model, not a curated record